AUGUCAACUCCUGUCGAUUCACCCACAAAUCCUUUCGAGGACCCUGCCAUAGUGGCAGACUUACUUGGACCCAUGGAUAACAGCCAUCCAUCUACGCAGGACCAUAGCAAGUCGGCGAGUGCAGAGGCUAGCCAGCCUGGAAGCGCUGGCGGCAGACGCAAAGAAAAGAAAAGGGUCGGCUUCACAGGGGGGACCAAUUCGGCAGAGAUGAGUCCACGAGGGAGCUGGUACGAUGGCCAGCCAACGACGAAUGCUCGAGCACUGUCACCUCCAACGAUAUUCGCCACACCACCGCAAGGAUCUGCUGAUGCUAGUGGUGCAAGCACACCUGGCCACUCACGGCAGAACAGCCGUGACAUCAUGUUGCCACCUGCGCAAGACGAUAGCAGAUCGCAUCUGCCUGAACUUUCACUCCAGCAAACGCAAGAACUCCAUAAAGCGUUAGGAUCGACGCUUCCGGUACCAAAACCAAGGCCUGCCAUCCGACGAACAUCAUCCGACCAUCGCGACAGCGACGCCCAUAUCUUAGCAGACACACCCGAAGACGACGAUGUUGCACGACAUCGACAUUUGCGAGCUGUAGAUGCUCACGAGCGCGCGAAGAGGCUCGAGACUGAUGAACGCAUCCGCUCAGAGCCGAACUCACGGUUCAACUCUCCUGAACGAGACUCGAGGAGAGGUCGUCGGAAGGCUCGGUCGGAAGAUAUAGCGCUGAAGGACCUACCUCCUAUGUCCUACGAUGGCCCUGACUCCGACUCUGACGACGGGCUAGAGAUGCCACGAAAGGGUAGAAAUGUAGGAUCCACUGCUGAGGCAUUUGAGCUAGUUCGCAAGCAUACGAUGCAUCAAAGUUCGCAUCGUGAUGUCGAUACCCCUCCUUCGCCUGGAUUGCCGUCCGGUGCUGUCACGCCUAUUGACGAGCAUGGGGACUACGAGUUCUAUCGCCCGCGACCCAAGAAAUAUCAAGGCGGUAUAUUGUCGUCGCUGAUGAAACUUCACGCACAACAGCGAGGUGGCCAUAGCAGGUCUUCUAGUGCAAAUCCCGGCCACCAAAGACAUUACAGCGAUGGCUUCAGUCAGGCUUCCACCCCUCAGCACUCUCCUUCAGAAUCUGGCGCAUCCACACCCACAGCGCAUUGGUACGCUCGGAAACAUAAGAACAACUCCUCGCCAUCACUGGUGCAUCUUGUUGGCAGCUCCGCAAGUCUUAGUAGUGCAGCCGCCUCCAGUUUCGGAGAUCAGCUUACAGCGAAGCUCAAGGAGCAACAAGAUCUCCAUCAUCCUGGAAUGGGCAAGCGGACCCGAAGUGGAAACGCCUUGGCAGCACUGCACCGUGCGAGUCGACCACGCAUGGACGAAGAGAUCAGGAUCACGGUACAUAUCGCGAAUUACAUGAUACGACAGAAGUACCUGAUCAAGCUCUGCCGAGCAUUAAUGUUGUACGGCGCGCCAACGCAUCGUCUGGAAGAGUACAUGAACAUGUCUGCUCGAGUGCUGGAAAUCCAGGCCCAGUUCUUGUACAUCCCGGGUUCCAUGAUCAUGUCUUUUGACGACCCGGAGACUCAUACCACUGAAGUCAAGCUGGUCCGGGUCACCCAAGGAUUGGAUCUGGGCAAGCUGAGAGAUGUCCACGAAGUGUAUAAGGAGGUGGUUCACGAUCACAUUGGAGCGGAACAGGCUAGAAGCCGGCUUGACGAGAUCUUCAAGAAGAAAGAAAAGCACAAUAAGUGGUUCCGCAUCUUGAUCUACGGAUGCGCGGCUGCUUGCGUGGGACCAUUCGCUUUCGGUGCACGCUUCAUCGACUUGCCAAUUGCGUUUCUGCUAGGCUGUAUACUUGGCUUCCUGCAAUUGGUGGUCGCGCCAAGGUCGGACUUGUACGCGAACGUGUUCGAGAUCGCGGCUACCGUGAUCACAUCGUUCCUUUCGAGAGCUUUCGGCAGUAUACCCAACGGCCACGGAGGACGACUCUUCUGCUUUUCGGCACUCGCCCAGUCGUCCAUUGCGCUUAUUCUUCCUGGCUAUAUAGUGCUUUGCGCAUCUCUUGAGCUGCAAAGUCGGAGCAUAGUUGCCGGCUCCAUCCGUAUGGUCUACGCUAUCAUCUACUCUCUGUUCCUUGGCUUCGGUAUCACUAUCGGCACAGCAAUAUACGGCAUCUUCGACGUUAAUGCCGUCUCCUCCACCACUUGCGAUGGAGGCAUAUCGGAACCAUAUUACUUUCCAUUCGUGCCAGCUUUCGCCAUGACUCUCAUCAUCAUCAACCAGGCUAAAUGGAAGCAAGCUCCAGUCAUGCUGAUCAUUGCGUUCGUGGGCUUUCUUGUUAAUCAUUAUUCGUCUCGUCGCUUCGCCGGCAACACACAAAUCAGCAACACUCUCGGUGCACUCGCCAUUGGCGUCCUAGCCAACCUAUACUCCCGUGUCGGAGCGCCUGUAGAGAACAAGCUACUCGAUCUGUGGGAAGACAAGUAUCGACACUACUGGAAAGACUUCCAGAAACGGGUCCUGCAUAUUCGGCGCAAGGCCUCCAUCACGAAGUCCGCCAAGGUACUGGAAGAGGGAUCGACUCCGGAGACAGAGUCGAUCUAUGUCCGCCAAACUAGGAGAGUAGGUUAUGGUCUUGCUGCCGCUGCUAUGCUGCCCGCCAUCUUUGUGCAAGUGCCUUCUGGUCUCGCCGUGAGUGGAUCCCUGGUGUCUGGUCUUGCGUCUGCCAAUCAGAUUGCGGGUAAUGCGACGAAUGGGACGACAGUUGUGAACAGUACCACCAUUACUUUGUCAUCCCAGGGGUUGAACAGUAUUGCUUUCAACGUUGGGUACUCAGUCAUACAGGUCGCUAUUGGUAUUACUGUUGGGCUGUUCUUGAGUGCUGUCAUAGUCUAUCCUUUCGGAAAGAAGAGGUCGGGUCUAUUCAGCUUUUAG
This is a messenger RNA of Recurvomyces mirabilis, 2913 nucleotides long. RefSeq lists its product as uncharacterized. The coding region runs from base 1 to 2913 and encodes 970 amino acids. Gene Ontology annotation, biological process: transmembrane transport. The transcript has a single exon. Lineage: Eukaryota; Fungi; Ascomycota; Dothideomycetes; Mycosphaerellales; Teratosphaeriaceae. Gene Ontology annotation, molecular function: transmembrane transporter activity. The record is from RefSeq and is a predicted model, not a curated record.